AUGGCGGCGCCGGCGCCCGCAACCGCGACGACGACGACGACGCGUGCUCACGCGCUGCUGAUCCCGUACCCGUGCUCGGGCCACAUAAACCCCACGCUCCACUUCGCCAGGCUGCUGCACUCCGCCGGCGUCCUCGUCACCUUCGUCAACACCGAGCACAACCACGCCCUCAUGGUGGAGCGCGCGCGCGGCCGCGGCCACGCCCACGACGUGGUCGACGACGUGUUCAUGUGGGGGUUCCGGUACGUGGCGAUCCCGGACGGGCUCGCGCCGUCGUCGGAGCGCGGCGCCCAGGACCACUACAGCAUGGGCCUCCUGCGCGCCGUGGUGACCCACUGCGCGGGGCACCUCAGGGCGCUCAUCGUGAGGCUGAACAGCGACGCCGCCGCCGCCGCCGGCGCGUCGUCGUCGGCGGCGCUGUCGCCCGUGACGUGCGUCGUGGCGUCGGAGCUGAUGAGCUUCGCGCUGGACGUGGCCGCCGACCUCGGCCUCCCCUCCUACAUGCUGUGGGGCACCAGCGCGUGCGGCCUCGCUUGUGGCCGCGCCGUUGGGGAGCUCAGGCGCCGAGGCCACGUACCACUCAAAGGUAACCCCCACAUGAACAUCGACGUCGCCAACUCGCCAUCGUAA
Messenger RNA from Sorghum bicolor (sorghum), 630 nucleotides. RefSeq names its product 7-deoxyloganetin glucosyltransferase. Lineage: Eukaryota; Viridiplantae; Streptophyta; Magnoliopsida; Poales; Poaceae. The coding region runs from base 1 to 630 and encodes 209 amino acids. The record is from RefSeq and is a predicted model, not a curated record. The transcript has a single exon.